Messenger RNA from Rotaria sp. Silwood2, 1578 nucleotides. NCBI's taxonomy places the organism in Eukaryota, Metazoa, Rotifera, Eurotatoria, Philodinida, Philodinidae. The record is from the annotation of a GenBank genome assembly.
AUGAAACAAGAUUAUGUUAUUUGUGACUCGUGUCAAUCACUCAUUUCUUACAAAGCACAAACUGGUACUGGUGGUAUGCAAAAGCAUAUAGAAUGUUGUCGUAAAAUUUCUAAUGUACUUGAUGAACACAAUGAAAGUACAAUAACAAAAUAUUUUCAUUCAACAAAAAAUAAAUCGAAUUAUGUUCCACUUAAAUUAAAGAAUAAAAUUACAAAUUCAUUAGUAGAGUUCAUUAUUCUUGAUGGUAGACCAUUUGAGAUUGUAAAUGGUUCAGGUUUUAUAAAUCUUAUCGAAUGUGUACUUGGUGUGGGUCGUACUCUACUUGAAUCAUCAACUGUUAGUGCAUCCGAUGUAAUUGCUGAUCCGACAACAUUAAGUCGAAAUAUAGAUCGAAUUUAUGAUGAACGUAAAUGUCAAUUAAUAAGUUUAUUUCAAACCAUUAAAUCAUUUGUUAUAACGGUGGAUUUUUGGAAAGAGUAUUUUACAGGUGUUCAUUAUGCUGGUAUAUCGUUUCAUCAUGUUAAUACACAAUUUAAACUUAAUACAUUUAUACUUUGUUGUCGAGCUUAUGAACUGGAAAAUCAAACAAGUCCGAAUAUUCGAAGAUUCGUUAAUUCUAUUCUUGAUGAAUUUGGUUUAUCAUUUGAUACAUCAUCAUCAUAUGUUGUUUCAGACAAUGAAAAUAAAAUGCGUUGCGCAUUUGCUGAUUUAAAACGCGUAGUUAUUGAGAAACUUAGUGAUGAACAACGUCCAACAAUUCAUCUUGUUGUACCUCUUCGUCAGUAUCUUAUCAAUUGUUGUGUCGUUCAUGAUGAUGAUGAAGGUGGUCUGAUUUCGAUAAAGAAAUUCAUAGAUGAUCAAAUAAAGACCAUGUGGAUACCUCAAGAUGAACAUUUACUAGCCACCAUCCUUCAUCCACAACUCAAACAUUUUGAUAAAAAUCCAUCUGAUAAAAGUAGAGCAAUGCAAGUACUUCAAAAAGAAAUUCACAAACGUACAACAGCAAAUCAAUCAUCAUCUUCAUUUGAUUCAUCUUCUACACCAAUUACGAUGUCUGUUCUGGCAUCAUCAUCAGAAAAGAAAACAACAGAAAUACGAAAAAAAAAUCUUUUAUCCUUAUGUUUUGAUGAUCCUCGAUCACCAACAUCUACUGUUGAUGAAUUUGCUUCAUGGAUGUCUUCAACUUUAGCAUUAGAUGAUGAAGAAAAUGAUGAUAUCUUGGGAUUUUGGUCAUAUCAUAUUCAAUCUUUUCCUAUCAUUUCAACUAUCGUACGUGACAUUUUUGCUAUUCCUGCAUCAAACACGACAGUCGAGAGAUUGUUUUCCAUUUCUAAAUAUACUAUAACAGAUAAACGAACAAGAUUAGGAAUAGAAAAGAUUAAUAAAUUAAUGUUUUUAAGAAAAAACCUUAAUAUUCUUAAAGCUAUAUUUGAUAACCAAACGGGUGACAAUAAACAAAAUCAAGAGAAACGAAAAAAUGAUCAAUCAUUAAAUAAAUCAUCUGAUGAAAAUAUUAAAAAACAAAAAGUAGAUGAAAAUAAUGAUAUACUUAUUGAAGAAAAAGAAAAUAUGUUUUAG